UCCAACACCACAAAGAGCCAUCAUCAGGCCCCAAGUACGCUCAUGUGUGCCAACCCAUGUACAAUGGCUGUGCAAACAAAAUUGCCUUGACAACAUUACCCUCCCACAGAAAAAUCCAAUUUCCUUUAAAUCCCAAUUCAAAGUGUAAAAUCCCUUUCACUUUCCCUCAUUUUCACCAAACGAAGCCUGAAGCCUGAAGCCUGAAGCCUCACGCUGCAGCAUCGGACUUCCUACCCACACAAACAGCAGGUGACUAUUUUUCCGGUUCACGGUCACACAAAGAACCGUUUUAACACUUUACGCGCAUUGUCUAGAUAGGAAGACAUUGUCGGCAGCCAACGGCCAAGUCCGCCUGCAAAUCAAAUGUGCGGGUCCAAAGUGAAAAAUUUAAGCUCGCUUUUCGGUUCCGCACUUAAAAAAUCAUCCAAGAAAUCCAUCCCUAGCUCAGGAACCACUUAUAGUUCCGAAAUAGUGGACAAGCCACCGAAGGGAUUGCUUAAGGUAUCAUCCAAAGCAGCAUGCCGCUCGAAGAAAUCCGCUUUGAAUACUUCGAGCAAAUUGGCGCUGGACACACUGUCAGCGGAGUCGCAGUCGGUUAAUUCUGUGGAUUUCAAGAAGCUGCUAUCUGUGGAGAUAUCUUCUUUGUUAUGUGGAAGUACGGUUACACAGUCAUCCAACUCCUUGGUGCUGUCUGCGCCUGAUGAAACAGAAUCCUUGGAGAAAGUGUUAGAUAUACCAUGGAUUUCAAAUAUAUCUAAUGCCAGUGUGUCAUCUCGACGUAAAGAAAUUUCACGUCAUAGGAAACAAAGAUGGAUUUUCAAGAACAGCCAGACUCGUCGCUUUAAUCGGUUAGUAAAAAUGUGUGCAGAAAAACUGGGAACUGAUGCAACACUCGAGGUAUUUGGAAAACUGGGACGGGAAACUGGUGUCAAAGAAUACAAAGCAUUGAUGGAACAUUGUAUUCAGAAGGCCAGGGACAGCGAAGAUGAUGAAGUUUCAUUGCAUGAGAUUCAUAAGGCUUUUCAACUCUUUCGAACAAUGAGAGAACAGGGUUUCCAAAUAGAAGAAAAUAUUUAUGGUCCAUUUCUAAUGUAUUUAAUUGACAUGGGAAUGGUGGAAGAAUUCCAUUUUUUCAGUAGAAUCAUCCGAGAUGAGAACCCUUACUCAAUUUCAAGACUGGGUUACUAUGAAAUGUUGCUUUGGAUUAGGGUUGAUGAUGAGAGUAAAGUUCAGGAGCUAUGCAAUUUUGUUGGACUUGAUAAUGAGGGUGACAGAUAUAGCUUAGCAGAAAACUAUUUGUUGGCACUGUGCGAAAAUGACAGAUUGAAGGAGGUUUUGCAAUUGUCAGAAGUUCUGGACAUAACAAAGGUUUCAUCUUUGCACUGCGUUGCUAGUAUCUUUAACUCCCUAGGGAGGCUAUUACUAGAGAACCUUGCGGAAAAGUUCAUUUUGGCAUUCAAAACCUGUGAUGCAGAAUCUGGAGCGAAAAAUAUGUCAGACUUCAUCUAUUACUAUGCUACUAGCAUGCCAAAUUUAGCGGUUGACGAUGUCAUUCUAAAAUUCAAAUUCUUGCAUGAGAAGCUUGAAGUGGCUCCUUCUUCCACAUCAUAUGAAAAGCUUAUUGUCUACUGUUGUGAUUCACUCAAGGUGCAUGCAGCCCUUAAUUUAGUGGAUCAAAUGUUUCAAUUGGGUUUGACUCUAUCUAUCGACAGUUUCAAUUCAAUCUUACAUGCAAGUGAGGAGGCUUGUGAGCUUGAAUUGGUUCAUCCUAUCUAUUCAGUGAUGCGCCACCAUAACUUGAAUCCAAAUGCCGAGACCUUUAGAAUGAUGAUAAAUUUGUGUGCAAAAAUGAGAGAUUUUCAAAGUGCAUAUAAAAUGCUAAAAGAAUUAGAAGAUUUAAACUUGGUUCCUUCAUCAAAUAUGUACAAUGCGAUAAUGGCAGGAUACUUUAGAGAGAAAAAUAUCAGUGGGGGGUUGAUGGUUCUCAAACAAAUGGAACGUGCAGGUGUAAAACCAGAUACUCAGACAUUCAGCUUUUUAAUUGGAAACUGUGAAAGUGAAGAAGAUAUUAAAAAGUAUUGUGAAGAAAUGCAACAUGCUGGAGUUCAAGCAACAAAGCAUAUUUACAUGGCACUCAUAAAUGCAUAUGUUCAUUGUGGACAGUAUGAGAAGGCAAAACAGGUGGUCUUGGAGCAAGGGAUUCCAGUGAAGAACAUAAAUGAAAUUAAGAGUGUGUUAGUAUCAGCUCUUGCCACAUCUGGGCAAACAGUAGAUGCGCUUAAAAUAUAUGAAGAAAUAAAGCAAGCUGAUUGUAUUGUGGAGCCCAAGGCCAUUUUAAACCUCAUUGAACACAUUCAAACUGAAGGGGAGUUGAGUAGAAUGUUUGAGCUGCUCAGGGAGUUGAAUGACCUUGUCAUGUGGUUUGAUGGGUGUGGCAGAGUUGUGCAAUAUUGUAUCCGAUACAAGCAUCUGAGUUCUGCUGUUGACUUACUCAAGCAGUUAAAGGAUAAAGAUGAAUUGGGUACCGAUGCUGUGUUAGAUCAGGCAUUCUGUCAAAUUUCGGAGAUGGAACCCACAGAUCUGCAAAUAGGAUUGGAUUUGCUCCAAGCUCUCAGGGAUGAACUUGGCAUACUUCCAUCUCGAACAAGCCUAGAUUUCCUUCUCAGUAGUUGUGUAAAUGCCAAAGAUCCGCGAAGUGCUCGGUUGAUUUAUGAUGAGUAUCAAAAAGUCGGUCUUCCCUACAAUGCCUUAACUUACUUAAGGAUGUAUCAAGUCCUUCUGGCUUCAGGGGAACAUACAUCUACAAGGAACAUGCUGAAAAAAAUACCUCAAGAUGAUCCCCAUGUUCGUCAUGUCAUCAUGGCAUGUCAAAAAGUUUACAGCAAUUACAAAUCUGUAAAGAAAAAGAAGAAAUGACCUUAUGCUUGUACGAGCUUUGUAUAAAAAUUGUUGACCCGUUCCUGUCCCCCUUUUUCUUUUGAUGUGUGAAAUUUUCUUUUUAUUUUUAAAGAAAGUUUUCUCACAUGGGUGAAGAAAAAGUACACCGAUCUAGGAUUAUUAUUACUGUGCCACCUACUUGGUAGAAGUCUCUCACCUCAUACUGAUGCAUACCCCACUAUUGGAAUGA
Messenger RNA from Macadamia integrifolia, 3127 nucleotides. RefSeq names its product pentatricopeptide repeat-containing protein At4g04790, mitochondrial-like. Gene Ontology annotation, molecular function: protein binding. The record is from RefSeq and is a predicted model, not a curated record. The transcript is spliced from 16 exons. NCBI's taxonomy places the organism in Eukaryota, Viridiplantae, Streptophyta, Magnoliopsida, Proteales, Proteaceae. Bases 364 to 2916 code for a protein of 850 amino acids.